Lichtheimia ornata is the source of this 1323-nucleotide messenger RNA. RefSeq lists its product as uncharacterized. NCBI's taxonomy places the organism in Eukaryota, Fungi, Mucoromycota, Mucoromycetes, Mucorales, Lichtheimiaceae. The coding region runs from base 1 to 1323 and encodes 440 amino acids. Gene Ontology annotation, biological process: negative regulation of silent mating-type cassette heterochromatin formation; negative regulation of rDNA heterochromatin formation. Gene Ontology annotation, cellular component: Rpd3L-Expanded complex; Rpd3L complex. The record is from RefSeq and is a predicted model, not a curated record. The transcript is spliced from 5 exons.
AUGACUGCACCUGCUCGUCGUAGCGUACGCACCCAGCCACCAAGGAAAUCAACUUCCCGAUCGACUACAGUGACCCAACCACCUCCAUCGUUGCAACACGAUACCCAUUCAACUGCUGAAGACGACGACGACGACGACGAGGAGCUUGACCAAGAAGAAAGCUCGGAUGGUGGAUCUGUCACUCGUUGUCUUUGUGGAGAACAACAUAAUGUGGGUCUGAUGGUUCAAUGCGAUCGAUGUGAAGUAUGGCAGCACUGUGAUUGCGUGGGUUUGACUGAGAGUGAUAUGCCCGAUCUUUAUUACUGCGAUCAUUGUCAACCCGAUAAUCAUGUCUUGUACAAGAGCCAUGGCCGAUAUAAACGAGCAUAUGAUCCGAAUGGUAACUACAACAACAACAAAAAGGAGGAUCACCAAUAUCCGGCUAAUGGAGAUGAUGCAGAACAUCGCCCUGUGAAAAGGAGGAAACGGCAAGAUACCUCUCGACGUGGUAGGAAACGCCCUUCAUCUCGAUCUCAAAGGAAUAAUGCAGCAUCAGCAUCCGAUAAACAUGAAGAUACAACAGAGGAUGAACCACCUGAAGAUGAAGGAUCAACUUCCCCUGCAACAUCGACCACUCCAUCUAUACCUGCAACCGUUGCCACCCAUGCAACAGCACAUUCAACCAACGCAAUGACCACCUCUAUCACCACUGGCAACAACAACAACAACGGCAUCACCACCACUACCACUACUACCACCAUUUCAUCACCUUCUUCACCAAGGACACCUGCACCACCUUCCAACAAUACCAUUUCAUCAGCAACAAAAAAGACAUCGAAUGGAAGGAGUAGGAAUGGUCCAUCACCACAGCAACAAGAGAAGCGUAUGAAAAAGGGAUCACCACGAUUAUCUACACCUGAUGACAUGCCUUCUUUGCAUCAACCGUAUUGGGAUCAAGAUGGAUUACCAGUACGCGAAUCAUCACCACCUGCCAGAAUCAAGUAUCCAAAUCCAAAAAUGUCGAUCACAGAGAUGAACAAGCGAGCACGACAAAUAUUGGAUUAUGUCAGCAAGCUACAAAUUGAUAUGGCAACCAAGAGAAGGGAGAGAUCAAAUUCUACCUCCUCCGCAUCAUCAUCUUUAAGCAGUGCAUCGACGCUACCCCUGGCGGAGGAUGAUCAUCAAAAAUGCGUCAGCCCUACUACACCGAUCCCCGCUCUGGAACAUCAACAACAACAACACCAACAAGUAUUACCACCUGAAUCUACAUUGGAAAUGAUGGAUCGCAUCACUCAUGACCUUGUCAUGUUUCAACGCAAGUUUGGUUCGUCCCUCAAGCGAUGA